UGAAGAACGGAUUGCAGAAGCUGGUAAACAAUUUUAUUGUGGGAUAAUCAAUCGGCCAUAUACAUAUGGAUGGAUCAAGAUAUUUGGCGCUACAUUGUUCAUGGCAAAGGGAUACCAUCGCAACACAGAGGUCAUCAAAUGCUCCAGAAGGAUGACUUAA
Messenger RNA from Paramuricea clavata, 160 nucleotides. NCBI's taxonomy places the organism in Eukaryota, Metazoa, Cnidaria, Anthozoa, Malacalcyonacea, Plexauridae. The record is from the annotation of a GenBank genome assembly.